Macadamia integrifolia is the source of this 1341-nucleotide messenger RNA. RefSeq lists its product as uncharacterized. The coding region runs from base 143 to 1114 and encodes 323 amino acids. Lineage: Eukaryota; Viridiplantae; Streptophyta; Magnoliopsida; Proteales; Proteaceae. The record is from RefSeq and is a predicted model, not a curated record. The transcript has 8 exons.
AUCUCAACUCUAAAAUCAAAAUUACGGCUCGGUCAAGCGGGAGGGUAAAGUUGUAAAAUCGAAAUUAUUUCUCUCUCUAAAAUCAACUUCACUGCGGUUUGGCUACAGGCAGGAAAGAAGGCCUCAAAAAGGGGUACGCUGAAUGGCUGAAAUGUCUAUUCCGGAAGCCCUUGUCUCCAUGAAUUCCCCACCUCCUUCUUCUUCUUUUGGGUCUAAGGAAUCAAACGUUCAAAGCACUGAUAAUAACCCUAAUUCUAACACCGUUUCUCCUUCUCUUUCCCCUUCUGUAACAAGACUAUGGAGACCUGCUGCUCAGCGAAAUCUCAGAAACCAAUGGUCCAAGUUGCUAUCUUUCAAGCAACAAUGGGUGUCUGCAUCUUCUAGCGGCAGAUCCCACGCAACAUCCCUCGUUAAUGCUUAUCUCUCACAGAGAUACAUGCCUGCGAUGGAUUUGGGCGUUUUAACUGAUAUGCCCGAUAUUCGAAACAGAGCUUGCUAUAAAUUGGCUCUACAGCAAGAGUUUCAUGGGAGAAAAAUUCUAUCGUCUUACAAAGAUAUGGUGGCCGUUGUCGCUCACAUGGUCAACACUUGUAGCUCCAUGCGACGUUUCCUUAAAGGACCAUCUGGUAGCCCACAUGUACAGUUUUCUAGUUAUUCUGAGGAUAAGAAUGAUAGUGGUGAUGGUGGGGGGAUUCCAGUAUUCACAUUUUGGCCAAUUCCAUUUUUUGAGAACUUGGGACAGGAGCUAUUUCAGAUGUUUGCAUUGGAGCUAAGUUUGAAGCGGUGUCUCUUGGUUGAAUUACUUUCCCUCAGCUGUGAGAAAUUUCCACAAGAAAGUGAUGGGUUAUGUUGGUCCAAUGAGCUUUAUCCGGGAGAAUUCAAUGAUUUAACCAUAAGUAACCUCUAUUCCAAAGAAACUUGUCAGCCUCUUCCUCCAAGGUUAAAGGGUUGUGAAUCUGGUGAUCCAAGAACUGUAAGAUCUAAUCAACAGCCAAGAGAGGAGAUUUUACAGGUCUACAUAACAGCGUGGCUUGCAGAGGUGAACAUAGAUAUGUACAGGGUGGAUGAAAUAUUUGCCACGGUGGGGGAAGAAAUGCAUGUAAGCUUUUCAUGAGGUAUGGCCAAGUGUAGAAAGGAAGGGAGCUGUCAUCGAGGGCAAACGUUAAGUGUUGAAGUUUUAGUACAAUCCCCACCCCCCCCCCCCCAAAAAAAAAAAAACCCAAAAAAAGAAAAAGAGAGAGAAUACUGAAGUCUGAGUCAUCAAUCAAGUCUGUUAAUGAACCUACAAAUAAAAUUUCUGAAAUUUUCUUAUUUUAACUGAUCAGACUUACAAUGGUUCAA